Athene cunicularia (burrowing owl) is the source of this 6531-nucleotide messenger RNA. It is a transcript of the gene RAD54L2, whose product is annotated as RAD54 like 2. The transcript is spliced from 22 exons. Gene Ontology annotation, molecular function: ATP-dependent chromatin remodeler activity; ATP binding; ATP hydrolysis activity. The coding region runs from base 945 to 5369 and encodes 1474 amino acids. Lineage: Eukaryota; Metazoa; Chordata; Aves; Strigiformes; Strigidae. The record is from RefSeq and is a predicted model, not a curated record. Gene Ontology annotation, cellular component: nucleus.
UCGGUGUGAGAAACGAGGGCAGUCUUGCGGCUGUGUAAUGCCUACCUGCCUGUGUGCCGUGUCCCUGCUGCAGGCUCCCGGUGCCACCAGGCAGGGUGGGAGCCCUCCCGAGACCCCGGGCUUACACAAUGGAGAGGAGCUGCCAGAGCUGAAGAGGAGGAUGGGAGAGAGGAAGACAGACAGCAGCAUGAUAAUAGACAUAGAGGAGUUAACCAUCUUUGUUUCACCCAGCUUCUGCAAGAUUUAAUUAAGUCUUUUCAAAAGCUUCUGUUGAACUCUCCUGCAUAUGGCUGGGGCUGCUGAACGAGUGUCAAGAGUUAGCUUAUAAAGAACAUGUACUUACUGCUAAACAAAAAUAAAGCUUAGAAUUGAGCCCUUUUGUACUCUAGUCUGAGAGACAUCUGCUCUCCACUGGAUUUUAUUUUAUUUAUAGAAAUACAAGGAUCCAUAUCCUUUCCUUUAAUUUUCAGAAAGUAUUCUGUGGGUUGGUUGGGGGUUUUUUUAAGGUUCUGCAACGAAUGAUGAAACAUGAGAGAUGACACACAGGAGGAUGCUGAUGGGAGAAACCGUAUCAUGUGUCAUUCUUUGACCUGGAGCAUUUUGUGGCAUUACAAAACUUCUGCUUUUCCCGUUUGUAGAUGAGAAUUAAUUCCUGCCUUUUUAGUUGUGUUUGUAUUCUUUUGUUGUUGUUGAUGAUGCCUAGUUUGCUGGGAUAGUAAAACAUGGAAAUUUUUUAUAUGCUUCUGUUGAUAUAGUUUCCAGCAGAUAGCAUGAGAAAUGCUUUAUAGCACAGUAUGGACAACACAGAAAUAAAUAAAUCCCCUUGAAAUCCCAAGUGACCAGCACAGAUCCACAAAGGUAACACUGCUGACCAUCUCCUCCUGAAAGGGCUGCCUCACGGUAGAACAUGAGCAGGUAAUGCACAAGGAGCACCACUGGGAAUCAUGUCAGACGAGUCAAUCUCAGGGAGUGAUCCGGACCUGGACCCGGACUUGGAGCAGGAGGAUAUGGAAGAGGAGGAGGAGGAAGAUGAGGAGGAGGCGAUGGAGGAGGACAACGAUGGGGAUGACGAGGAGGACCUACUUGAUGAGAGUGACCAACCCCAGGAAGCUGUGUUCAGCGGUGACCGUGUUGAACAUGCAGAGGAUGGAGAAUGGCAGCGCUCUACUUCAACUACCUCAUCUCAGAGUGAGCGGGCAGAGCGACUCUUGCAGAACCAGCACAAGAGCCUGGCCUCUGAGGACACCAAAAAGAAGAGGGCUCAGAAACCAUCUCACAUGCGGAGGAACAUACGAAAGCUGUUGCGUGAAGACCAACUGGAAGCCGUGACAAAAGCAGCCCAGCAGGAAGAGUUGGAGAGAAGGAAACGGCUAGAGCAGCAGCGGAAGGAUUAUCCAGCCACUAUACCAACCGUACCCCUAGAGUUUCUUCCUGAGGACAUCGUUUUCAGAACAGCAGAGGCUACCCAGCUCCCCCCUCAGGUCCUGGCUGAGGAAGUGAUCUGCCUAGAUAGUACCAGCAGUGGCAGUGAAGAUGAUGCUAAAGGAAAAAAUAGCAUUAAAGAUGAAGUGAUUGAGCUGAGUUCAGGAGAGGAUGAUGCCCUCCAAAUUGUGGACAGUAGUGACUCUGGCAAUGAAGCGGAGGAGGAUGGCAGUGAAGAGAGCAGUGGCUCUCAUGUGAAUGAUGCCUUAAAUCAGUCAGAUGCUCUGGGGCAAGUCAUUGUCAACAUCAAUCAUCCACCAAAUGAGGAGGACAUUUUCCUGGCUCCCCAGCUUGCACAUGCAGUAAAACCUCAUCAGAUUGGUGGAAUCCGAUUCCUGUAUGACAACUUGGUCGAGUCCUUGGAGAGAUUUAAAACCAGCAGUGGGUUUGGGUGUAUUUUAGCACAUAGCAUGGGCCUGGGCAAGACCAUACAGGUCAUCUCUUUCUUGGAUGUACUUUUCCGCCACACGGAAGCAAAGACUGUUCUUGCCAUUGUACCUGUGAAUACACUCCAAAACUGGCUAGCAGAAUUCAACAUGUGGCUCCCAGCACCUGAAAACCUUCCUGCUGAUUAUGACUCCAAAGAGGUUCAGCCUCGCACCUUCAAAGUCCACAUCCUGAAUGAUGAACACAAGACAACAGCUGCACGUGCAAAGGUGGUGAAUGACUGGGUGAUAGAAGGUGGUGUGCUGCUGAUGGGAUAUGAGAUGUACCGUCUCCUCUCACUGAAGAAGUCCUUUGCCACUGGCAGGAAGAAGAAAACAAAGAAACAAGCUGUCCCUGUCAUUAUUGACUUGGAUGAGGAAGACAGGCAGCAAGAGCUGCUGAAAGGGAUUGAGAAGGCUUUGUCUCGGCCUGGCCCAGAUGUGGUUAUUUGUGAUGAGGGGCACAGGAUAAAGAACUGCCAUGCCAGCACUUCACAGGCCCUGAAGAACAUCCGCUCCCGCCGGCGAGUAGUGCUGACUGGCUACCCGCUCCAGAACAACCUCAUUGAGUAUUGGUGCAUGGUAGACUUUGUCCGACCUGACUUUCUAGGCUCACGGCAGGAAUUCAGCAACAUGUUUGAGCGCCCCAUCCUGAACGGGCAGUGUAUUGACAGCACCCCUCAAGAUGUCCGUCUCAUGAGGUAUCGCAGUCAUGUCCUGCAUAGCCUGCUGGAAGGCUUUGUGCAGCGACGAGGCCACAAUGUGCUGAAGGUUCAGCUCCCAUCUAAGGAAGAACAUGUCAUUUUGGUACGUCUAUCAAAGAUCCAGCGGGCCCUUUAUACGGAGUUCAUGAACCGGUUCCGAGAUGCAGGCAACAGUGGCUGGCUGGGACUGAACCCACUCAAAGCUUUCUGUGUCUGUUGCAAGAUCUGGAACCAUCCAGAUGUGCUGUAUGAAGCUCUGCAAAAGGAGAAUCUGGCAAAUGAGCAGGAUUUGGAUGUGGAUGACCUUGGCACAGCAAGUACUAAUUCCCGUUGCCAGCCUCAGGGAGUUAAAGUCAAAACAGAAAGUAAUGCAUUGGCAUCGCCAGUUGGAGAAGCUACCAAUAGCAAGUUCCUUCAGAGCGUUGGUUUCAACCCUUUUCAGGAGAGAGCAAAUCAGGUCGUUACUUACGAGUGGGCCAAAGACAUCUUGUGUAAUUACCAGACGGGAGUCUUGGAGAACUCACCCAAGAUGGUGUUACUCUUCCACCUAAUUGAGGAAAGUGUGAAGCUUGGAGACAAGAUCUUGGUCUUCAGCCAGAGCUUGUCCACGUUAUCCGUCAUUGAAGAGUUUUUGGCAGAGAGAGCAAUGCCGAGUCCUGCAGGCUCAGAUGGAGGAGUUCACAACUGGGUCCGAAAUAUCAACUAUUACAGACUGGAUGGCAGCACCUCUGCCUCAGAAAGGGAACGACUGAUUAACCAGUUCAAUGACCCCAGCAAUACCUCUGUUUGGCUCUUCCUUUUGUCCACACGUGCUGGGUGUUUGGGUGUCAACCUCAUUGGAGCAAACAGAGUGGUGGUGUUUGAUGCUUCUUGGAACCCAUGCCAUGAUGCCCAGGCCGUGUGCCGAGUGUACCGCUAUGGGCAGAAGAAGCCAUGCCACAUUUACAGACUGGUUUCUGAUUACACCCUUGAAAAGAAGAUCUAUGACCGUCAGAUCUCCAAGCAGGGCAUGUCAGAUCGGGUGGUGGAUGAUCUGAACCCAGUGCUGAAUUUCACCCGCCGGGAGGUGGAGAACCUGCUUCAUUUUGUGGAAGAGGAAUCCGACCCUGCUCAGCUCUCCCUCAAUCCGAGCAAGAUGAAGGAGUCUGUUCUACAAUUAGCCUGUCUCAAGUAUCCUCACCUCAUCACCAAGGAGCCUUUUCAGCAUGAGUCACUGCUGAUCGACCGGAAGGAGCACAAGCUGACCAAGGCAGAGAAGAAAGCAGCCAAGAAGAGCUAUGAGGAGGAAAAGCGAGCAUCCGUCCCCUACACCCGGCCGUCCUACGCACAGUAUUACCCAGCCAGUGACCAGAGUCUGACGAGCAUCCCUGCCUUUAGCCAGAGGAACUGGCGACCAGCCCUCAAGGGUGAGGACAAGCCGGUGGCAAGUGUCCGCCCAGUUCAAUCCACCCCCAUACCUAUGAUGCCCCGGCAUGUCCCCAUGGGUGGUGCUGGAUCAACCUCAAGUUCCAACCCUGCUGUCAACUUCCCCAUCAACUAUCUACAGCGAGCUGGUGUCUUUGUGCAGAAGAUUGUCACCACCACAGAUAUUGUGAUUCCGGGUACAAAUACAUCCACUGAUGUACAAGCAAGAAUCAGUGCUGGUGAGAGCAUCCACAUCAUCCGAGGGACAAAAGGGACGUACAUCCGGACCAGCGAUGGGCGGAUUUUUGCUAUCCGGACCACUGGGAAGCCAAAGGGCAACGAAGACCGUCGGACAGCUGCCUCAGGCUCCCAGAGCUCCUCACUGGAGUCCACAAGCAAUGGCAGACACAGUGCCUCAUCACCGCAGCUCCCCAGCGCGGAGGAGCUCACUCGGCCCAUAUCCCCCGACAGCCCCGAGAUCAUCAGCGAACUGCAGCAGUACGCAGAGGCAGCAGCUGCCCGGGAGUCCCGGCACAGCUCUCCCAGCACCAACGCGGCACAAAGUCACCCUGCCCGCACGGACAACGCACCCGGCUUAGCAGCCCGAGGAGCCGAGCAGCGUGUGGGGAUUCACUGCAUGGCUCCCUCCGUGUCUUCAGCCCUGCCAGCCACCAGCCAGCACGUCGAUGCCCACUCGGUGUUGGACUUACGGGGCAACAAGCGCAAGUCGACCUCGCCAUCAGCUCCAGAGGAGCAAGCCCGCAGGCAGCAGAAGAAGCGCCAGUUGCCAUCAUCCGUGCAGCCGUACGAACACGGGUACCCCGUCUCUGGUGGGUUCGCCAUGCCUCCUGUCUCUUUAAACCACAACCUAACCCAUCCAUUUGCCUCCCAACCAGGAAACUCCUUGUACAUGGGCACUGGCUCCUCUUAUUACCAGCUGCCCAAUUUACUCCCAGACCCUCAUCUGGUGUUCCCUGUGACUACUGACCCUCUGCUGACAGCCGGCACCGCCAGCUCUUCUGCUGCUACCUCAGCCACCGCCAGCGUCCCCUCAUUCAUGCUAAACCCUUCUCUGACGGGGGUGCUGCCCAAUUACUCGCUUCCCUUCACGCAGUCACUCCUGCCCGAGCCCAGGAUGUUUGCUCCUUUCCCAGCCCCCGUCUUGCCUAGCAGCCUUCCCAGGAGCAUGGCAUCUGCCUACCCUGGCUACAUGUCCCCUCACUCGGGCUAUCCGGCCGGGGGCCUCCUUCGGUCCCAGGUGCCUCAGUUUGAACCCCAAGAGGUCCCAGAGGUGGGAUGCAGCUCUAAUGACGAGGACAAAGACGACGAUGUUAUAGAGAUCACAGGGAAAUAGUGGGCCCAGCUCCUGCUCAGUCUCAGCUCCGCCAGGAGGCAAAAGUUGCAGGACCUUUUUGGGAGUCAGGAUUUCCCCUCUGGGCCACAGCAGCGGGUGGAGAAGGAUGCGAAGGGUGUGGCGUGGGGGUUGUUUUGUUCUUUUCAUUUUGUUUUGUUGUUUUUUAGCUGUCAAGGAUCUGAAUUGUAUUAGGGGCUGGGAGAUGGGAGGGGGGAUAGAGUGGACCUGCAAGGACCCGGGGAGCAAGAGCCAGGGGAGGAGGGAAGCAGCAAUGCAAACCAUAUGAGUGCCUCCCUUCCACGCUCUGUCUGUCUGUCUGUCUCUGUUCUCUGUCUUGUCUGGAAGGGGGAGGCUUGGUGUUGCAAGUCAGUGCCCUUCUCAGGCCUGGAGGCCCAGGCUUGACCGCUGGCAGGGCCCAGCUCUCUCUCACAUGAACUGCCUUAUCUGUGAACUUCUCUCACUCUGGGAGGUAUGGGCCAGGGGGGCGACUCCAGCAGAGGUUGGGGACAAAGCGUUUUUACCAGGGAGGGAGCGGGGUGGGCUUCUACGUUGUGUAUGUUGGGGCAGGGGGGAAUUGAUGUAAAAGAGAAACAAAAAAAAGAAACAAAAAAAGAAACAAAACACCCCACAAACAAUUUGUCAUCCUCUUCAAAUUCACAUGAAACUAGAGCAAGGGCUCCAGGUGGGUUCCUGCCACAGCCAGGAGGGCAGGGCUCUGGUGGGGGGCUCCCCCAGGCCCUUCUGGAGGGUCCCGUCCAAGGCAGGUUGGUCCCGUGGUUCUGAUGCCAGCUCUGUGUGCCAGAUGAGUGGAGCAAGCCCAGACAUCUUGGUGGCUGUCAGAGGGGAAUCCUGGUGACUUCCCAGGCUCUGCAGCCCUGCCAGGCUGUGUGAAGGCCAUGUCUCGCCCCACCGUGGCCCACCAGAUCUGGGGGUAGGUGGGUACACUGCUGCUUCUGAACAGCGCCAGGCAGUGGAGGUUGGGAGGGGACACUGGACCCAGUGCCAGUUGCUGUUGAAGCUGUGAUUGGAGCGACUUCCCCCUGCACAGAAUCUCUACAUUAAUUUAUUUCAUGAAGGCAUAGUAUUUAUUGUUUGGGGGACUCUUUCUUUCUACUUUUAAAUUAAUUUCCGUAUUAAAAAAAUAAAAUGCUGGCCUCCAUCA